Messenger RNA from Notolabrus celidotus (New Zealand spotty), 4390 nucleotides. It is a transcript of the gene slc4a10b, whose product is annotated as solute carrier family 4 member 10b. The record is from RefSeq and is a predicted model, not a curated record. Gene Ontology annotation, cellular component: basolateral plasma membrane; plasma membrane. Gene Ontology annotation, molecular function: monoatomic anion transmembrane transporter activity; solute:inorganic anion antiporter activity; sodium:bicarbonate symporter activity. Gene Ontology annotation, biological process: bicarbonate transport; regulation of intracellular pH; monoatomic anion transport. NCBI's taxonomy places the organism in Eukaryota, Metazoa, Chordata, Actinopteri, Labriformes, Labridae.
UGUGACCGCUGUGUUGUCGCUCAGUCAGCUACACCUGCCGGGAUUACACACAGCGGAGGAAGCUGCAGCUGCCGGGAGAGGAGGAUGGACACCACGGACCCAAGUGCUCAGAUAGAGCCGCUGCUGCCAACGGUCACUGCUCCUUUUGGCUCAUCAUCAGGGCGGGGAAGUUUGAGGAACGAUGAUGAGGCUGUGGUGGACAGAGGAGGAAUGCGAUCCCAACAAGGAACCAACGUCGAGCAGGAAGAUGUUGAAGGUCACAGGACCCUCUACAUAGGGGUCCACGUCCCCUUGGGCAGCACCAGGCACCGCAGCCAUCGUAGGCACCGUCACCAUGGGAAUAAGCUCAAGAAGAGGAGCAAGGACCGGACCCUCACCCUGGUGGAGGGUAGAGAGUCUCCUGUUUAUGACACUCCCUCCCAGAGAGUUCAGUUCCUCCUGGGCACCGAGGAUGACGACGAGGAGCACAUUCCUCAUGACCUCUUCACAGAGAUGGAUGAAAUCUGUGCGAGGGAUGGAGAGGACUCGGAGUGGAGGGAAAGUGCUAGGUGGCUGAAGUUUGAGGAGGACGUGGAGGACGGGGGAGAGCGGUGGAGUAAACCCUACGUAGCCACUCUGUCUCUGCACAGCCUUUUUGAGCUGCGAAGCUGCAUUCUCAACAGCACUGUGCUGCUCGACAUGAGGGCGAACUGCAUUGAAGAGAUUGCAGACAUGGUGUUGGACCACCAGGAGUUGUACUCACCACUGGGAGAUGAGCUCAGGAAGAAAGUGCAUGAAACGCUGCUGAAGCGCCACCAUCACCAGAACAAGAAGAAGAUGGCCAAUCGCCUGCCGAUUGUACGCUCCAUCGCCGACAUAAGUCGAAAGACAUCAGACAUGCACUUGGACAAGAACGGUCAGAUGAUGGCCUCCCAGUCUCACUUAGACGCAAAAGGGGACAUCAGUAGAGAGAACAGUGCCGUGGACUUUAGCAAGAUAGACCUGCAUUUCAUGAAGAAGAUCCCACCAGGGGCCGAGGCGUGUAACGUGUUAGUGGGAGAGCUUGAAUUCCUCAACAAGCCGGUUGUGGCGUUUGUCCGUCUUUCCCCGGCAGUGUUGCUCAGCGGGAUGUCGGAAGUCCCCAUUACAACAAGGUUUCUGUUUAUUCUCUUAGGGCCAAUGGGCAGAGGGCCUCAGUAUCAUGAGAUUGGAAGAUCCAUUGCGACACUUAUGACAGAUGAGGUUUUCCACGAUGUCGCCUAUAAAGCUAAAGACCGAAAUGAUCUGAUCGCUGGGAUUGACGAGUUCCUCGAUCAAGUGACAGUCCUACCUCCGGGAGAGUGGGAUCCAUCCAUACGGAUAGAACCACCAAAAAAUGUACCGUCUCAGGAGAAGAGGAAGAAAAGUAACAUCUUACCUAAUGGGUUGGUAGAGGGUGAAGAAGAAGAGGAGGAUGCUGGCCAUGGGGGUCCAGAACUAGAGCGAACUGGAAGGUGGUUUGGUGGCCUCCUCCUGGAUAUCAAGCGCAAGGCACCCCACUACCUGUCUGACUACACUGACGCUUUUAGCUUACAGUGUGUGGCCUCUUUCCUGUUCCUCUACUGUGCCUGCAUGUCUCCUGUCAUCACCUUUGGAGGACUACUGGGCGAGGCAACAGAAGGACGCAUAAGUGCAAUUGAGUCGCUGUUUGGAGCCUCACUGACUGGAAUCGCCUACUCUCUGUUUGCCGGGCAGCCCCUCACCAUUCUGGGCAGCACAGGGCCGGUGCUCGUGUUUGAAAAGAUACUGUUCAAGUUCUGCAAGGAGUAUGGUUUGUCCUAUCUAUCCCUAAGAACCUGUAUUGGUCUGUGGACGGCUUUCCUCUGUAUCCUGCUGGUGGCCACCGACGCAAGCUCCCUCGUCUGCUACAUCACACGUUUCACAGAGGAAGCCUUUGCCUCGCUCAUCUGCAUCAUCUUCAUCUAUGAGGCCUUGGAGAAACUCAUCCACCUGGGAGAGCACUAUUCCUUUAACAAAAACAACAACCUGGACAAACUCACAACCUACUCAUGUUCCUGCGUUGAGCCCUCUGACCCAAACAAUGGCACUCUGAGGUAUUGGGAAAUUAACAACGUCACUGCUUCAGAAAUCUACUGGGAAGCACUGGAGGUCAAGGACUGUGUUGAAAAGAGAGGGGAGUUUGUGGGCAGCGCCUGCGGCUCUCAUGGACCCUACGUUCCUGAUGUCCUCUUCUGGUGUGUCAUUCUUUUCUUCUCCACCGUCUUCAUGUCUGCUUUCCUCAAGGAGUUCAAAUUCAGCAACUACUUUCCCACAAAGGUGAGGUCCAUCAUCAGUGACUUUGCCAUAUUCUUUACAAUAUUCACAAUGGUCUUAAUCGACUAUGCCUUAGGGGUCCCUUCUCCAAAACUCCAAGUUCCCAGUGUGUUUAAGCCAACCAGAGAUGAUAGAGGUUGGUUCAUCAACCCACUGGGGCCUAACCCCUGGUGGACCGCAGUUAUUACAGUGCUCCCAGCUCUGCUCUGCACCAUCCUCAUCUUCAUGGACCAGCAGAUCACAGCCGUCAUCAUCAACAGGAAGGAACACAAACUCAAGAAAGGCUGUGGCUACCACCUGGAUCUCUUCAUGGUGGCGGUGAUGCUGGGCGUGUGCUCGUUGAUGGGCUUGCCCUGGUUUGUAGCAGCCACCGUCCUCUCCAUAUCCCACGUCAACAGCCUGAAGCUUGAAUCGGAGUGCUCGGCUCCCGGGGAACAGCCAAAGUUCCUCGGCAUCAGAGAGCAACGCUUCACCGGGCUCAUGAUCUUCACUCUGAUGGGCUGCUCUGUCUUCAUGACAUCCAUGCUGAAGUUUAUUCCUAUGCCUGUGUUGUAUGGAGUUUUCCUCUACAUGGGAGCAUCUUCCCUCAGAGGCAUUCAGUUCUUUGACCGUCUGAUGCUUUUUGGGAUGCCAGCUAAGCACCAGCCUGACUUCGUCUAUCUGCGGCAUGUCCCCCUGAGGAAGGUGCACCUUUUUACUAUCAUUCAGCUCAGCUGUUUGAUCCUGCUCUGGGUCAUCAAAACCUCCAGGGCUGCCAUCGUCUUCCCUAUGAUGGUGUUGGCUCUGGUGUUUAUCAGGAAGCUGAUGGACUGUUUCUUCACUAAAAGAGAGCUAAGCUGGCUGGACGACCUCAUGCCAGAGAGUAAGAAGAAGAAGCUGGAGGAUGCUGAAGAGGAGGAGGAGGAGCUGAGUAUGCUAGGAGAGGAUGAAGGAGUAGUGCAAGUGCCAUUAGAAGGGUACAAAGGAAUACCCGUCAUCAAUAUCACUGACGAAAUGUCAAAAGGUUCUUUUGGCAAUACUUGGACUGCCAACAGCUAAGACUAUUGAGACAAGACUUCUAGACAUUAUGUUCACUACCAAGCUCACCGUAUUUCACUGAUGUGUGAGAAGAGAAACGCUUGGUGAAGAAGGUUGAGGGCAGUGUUGUGCGUCUUUGUCACUGUCCCCUCUGUGUGCUCACGAACAAAUCUUUAUAGUGUGCUGCAUUGUACCAAUCCUUCAAGCUCAGCCAUGUAAAUCUCUCUGUGUUAGUGAAUAACUAUGUUAUCUGCUGUGUCUCAAGUUUUCUGCCUCUUCAUGAACCAGUGAACCCUCUUCUUUCCUGUAUUGUUAAUGUUAAUAAAUCUAGACACUUGAUUAUUUCAAUGAUUGUACACUACAAAAUAGGUAAGGUUGUUAUUUCUGAGAUUGUUUUCAAUUUUUGUUUUUGAAUCUCUUUGUAUUUAUUUUGUUAUAUUCUUUGUAUUUUGAAACAGCAUAAUACCAUAUCCUUGAGUUCAUGUCUAUUUAUUUACUGAUUCCCUAUUCUCUGUUAUUUAACUUAUUUAUAGACAUUGAUGUAAAAUGUAAUAGGAUGAUCUAGUAAAUACUAAAAAGUCUAACAUCAUUUCAAAGAUACAUAAGCCAUACGUUAACAUAUCAAAACUUUGACAUAAUGAAAGGCCUAUAAAAUAGAAUGUUGUCAUAUUUGUUUCUAGGAUAGGACCGUCAUGAUCCCAUGAUGUUGAUUCUGAAUGUUGAUAAUUGGGGCUUUAAAACUGAUAAAGGGCAAUAUAUGUACACCUCUUGUGAAAAAAUGCAAUAGCACUUUUAAAUUGAAUGUCAAUACUCUAUUUAUAUGAAAAGUUAUUCAGCUAUUUAUUUUGUGGAAUAAAAAAUAUAUGUUUGCUACAGAAAAAGAGAAUUAAAGUGUUCUGUCUCCUAUUGUCAGUGUAUUGCUCAUAAAGCAAAUUUAAUUUUGAAGAAUAUUCUAAGUUGUUAUAUGUUUAUGGAAAGUUUUGUGAAUCAUGAAUAAAGAUCCAUUUUAUCAUAGAGGUCAGUUUUCAAGUGGAGGACGACCUGGCAAUGGGUUAAUUAAUAAAGAAACAAAUCUACCAUG